Molecule: messenger RNA, 771 nt
Organism: Prinia subflava (tawny-flanked prinia)
Lineage: Eukaryota; Metazoa; Chordata; Aves; Passeriformes; Cisticolidae
Product: U4/U6 small nuclear ribonucleoprotein Prp31-like
Biological process (GO): spliceosomal tri-snRNP complex assembly; mRNA splicing, via spliceosome
Cellular component (GO): U4/U6 x U5 tri-snRNP complex; precatalytic spliceosome; U4 snRNP
Source: RefSeq, a predicted model, not a curated record
AUGAGCAAGUAUGCAAACUACUCAGCCCUGUCUCCAUCAUUUUCACUGCUGUCCAAGCUGCCAGCCUGAAAGAUCCUCCUGCUGGCGGCCCAGUGCUGGACACUGUCUGCCUUCUCCCUCAUCUCUGUCCUGACCCACACUGGCUUCAUCCCCCAACUGGAAGCCAGGGUGUACAGCUUCCCUGAGAGCCAGGGUGAGAAGGUGGGGCAUGAGCUGAAGGAGCAUAUUGAGCACAAGUUCCACAAGUGGCAGGAGCCCGCCCCGGUCAAGCAGGUAAAGCUGCUACCAGUGCUGCUGGACGGGCAGAGGAUGAAGAGAGGGAGCAAGGAGUACCAGCAGAUGAAGGAACACUUGGAGAUCCACAAACAGACCAACAGGAUGAGCUUUGGGGAGAUCGAGGAGGACACCUACCAUGAGGACUUUGGGUUCAUCCCGGACCACCUGGGCAAGGCUGGCAGCGGCUGCGUGUUCCAGACCCAGGCCAAGGAGGCCACCAAGGCCCAGACCAGAAAAGCCCUGCAGAGGACCCUGCAGAGGAUCCUGCAGAAGCUGAGUGUUUUCUACAGGGGCAAAUCCGUGAUUCGGGAGCCCAGCUCAGAGGCCUCAAGCAUGGCCUUCAGCCCCCCGCAGGGGAUCAAGAUCAUGAACCCGCAGGCAGCCAAGAUGGCUGAGGCAAACCAGAAAUAUUUCUCCAGCAUGGCCUAGCUCCUCAAGGUCAAGGAGGAAACAAGUGGGGCCCCCUAUCCUCCUGAGCCCCCUGGAACCCCCUAA